AGCGUACUCGAGCUAGCAAAAGGCUGCCUGGCUAAGCUUCCCGUCUUAGUGCGAAUUUUGCACCAGCUUCGGGAGGGAGGGCGGCAAGAUUCUGCCCUCAUGCGGGCGGUGGCCUCGAGAGAUAACGCGUUACUGUCCUUCGUGGCCUCCGUCGAUGAUCCGCAGAACCAAGAAGACGGACCGAAAGACGAACUGAAUAGCUUUGGUCUGAUUUACGAUUCUGAGGAGAAAAAAAACCGCGAAAUGGCCACCAGCUACUGGGGCCCGAUCGACGAACAAGUGCUCCGCACUCUUCCUGCUAUAAAAAUGGAAGAAAAUCACCAGCGCUGGAGGUAUUUCUGGCGGAAAUUACCCAACGCGCUGAAGCUCAAUUGGUUCCCCGCCGGCAGUCUGCUCUUUGAGGCUUUCAAGCGUAUUGAGGCGCGCCUAGUGUGGGCUUUGUGGAGAGGAGUGAGGGCUUCUGACUCCCUGUGGGAGCGAAAAUCCAAGGAAGUGGCUGACUUAAUCGGAGAUCUACAGGAGCAGGACGCUUCCCGUGGCGUAAAAACCGCCGUUAAUUAUAUGGAGUCCUGGUUCCGCGACCUGAGACGUAUGGAUCAUGAGGCGCAGCAGUAGGCGGCCUGAUCCUGAACGGUGCUUCUUUGCGGUGCUGGAGCGAGCAAGCAGAGGACUAGCGGCGCUGCCGCGAGCAAAAAGCGGCUGCAUCUUUAGCUUAGCUUACUGGUUUGUUUUGGCAGAGUAAAAGUGUAGAAUAGUUUUCGUCGACGUCGUAAAAACAAAAAGUUGAAGACAAGGACAAGUAAAUCAGUUUUAUUUUGAAACGCACAUCCACGAUUUAAUCGAAAUUCCCAGACAGGAACUGCUUUACUGAGAAGCAGGAUAAUGCGUUAACCAAUAAGCGAUAGCCGAUCUGUAUCUGUUUUGAAAAAUGUAUAAUGACAACGAACUAGAUCUAGAGGUAGCUGUUCUGAAGUUUAGAGUUGGACGAGCGUCGAAUGCUGAUGAAGAUGAUAGUAGAAGACAAAUUUAUAGUGCAGCAUCGUCAUGCGAAGUAAAAGACUAAGCCUACAUUUUAUUCUUGUAAGAUGAGAUACAUAGUGCCAAUUCUAUUCCUCGUUUCUUGGUUGUCUGGACGCCCCCGACAAAUCCAAGAUUCGUUGAUUUUGUUACAAUUCGCCAUCAGCAUUAGUGCCUUAUGACCCAAACAUGCCGCUUGCUAAAACUAUUUCCGGGACGACUACAGGACUCGAGCGAAGACGUUGCUGCUUUUGUCUGGUUGGCGUCUGGAAGUAGAUUGUUUUGGAAGAAGAGACAAAAGAGCGGAAAAAUUGGUGCGCAGCACGACUUAGCUUUAGCUUUAUUAGGUUCCAAGUUUUCCAAAUGCUUAGUCCCCCGACCGGUGGGCUGUUUUCGCCAUCGAUUGUGGUGGAAAAGGUAGAAGAAAGUUGAUGCCUUGUAAAAAGCCGAGCGCGAGCCAAAUGUCUGUGCUCAUUGUUAACUGCAGCUCUCGAGGAUCAUUCGACUACGAAGCUCAGUACUCUGCUCAAGAAAUGAC
Messenger RNA from Amoebophrya sp. A120, 1555 nucleotides. The record is from the annotation of a GenBank genome assembly. NCBI's taxonomy places the organism in Eukaryota, Dinophyceae, Syndiniales, Amoebophryaceae.